Messenger RNA from Parascedosporium putredinis, 447 nucleotides. The record is from the annotation of a GenBank genome assembly. Lineage: Eukaryota; Fungi; Ascomycota; Sordariomycetes; Microascales; Microascaceae.
AUGAGCAGAGAUACGCGUGUCUACAAAGACGCCGACCGUUUUAAUCCCGACAGGUACCGUCCGCUUCCCGAUGGGACUCCAGGGGAACCCCACCCAGUUGGGCAUUUUGGCUUCGGCCGGAGAUCGUGUGUUGGCAAGUAUCUUGCCGAUAACAGCUGUUGGGCAGUCAUUGCUACUGUCCUAGCCACGUCGAGGAUCGAGAAGAAGCGUGACGAGAACGGCCGCGUUGUCGAACCGACUGUGCAGUUCACCAACGGUGGUACCUGUCAUCCUGAGCAUUUUGAGUGCUGGAUUCAGCCUAGGUCCGCCAAGUCCAUCGAACUAUUGGCAGCAGCAUCCUCUACGAGUAGUGUCAAGAGAAGGAUCUAUCUCACUCCCAGCUUUUCUAACCCUGGGAAAGAUCGAGCGACGGCGAAAGAAGAGGCAGAAGGCCCAGAAGAGGGCUAA